This is a messenger RNA of Corythoichthys intestinalis (scribbled pipefish), 5727 nucleotides long. It is a transcript of the gene alkbh3, whose product is annotated as alkB homolog 3, alpha-ketoglutarate dependent dioxygenase. Gene Ontology annotation, cellular component: nucleus. Lineage: Eukaryota; Metazoa; Chordata; Actinopteri; Syngnathiformes; Syngnathidae. The record is from RefSeq and is a predicted model, not a curated record. Gene Ontology annotation, molecular function: dioxygenase activity. Gene Ontology annotation, biological process: DNA alkylation repair; DNA repair. The transcript is spliced from 11 exons. The coding region runs from base 156 to 1046 and encodes 296 amino acids.
UUAAAAUCCGAAACGGAACCAUUUGUUUCCACCGCUAUUCCACGUAGUGUUUAUUUUGGUGUAACACUCCUGUCAUGGCCGUCCAUCCUCAUGUAAUGUAGCUAAAUGAACCUUCGUUCUUCUUAGGACUACGAUGUAUUGUGUCUCCAGACGUGAUGUCAGAUAAACGCCAGCGUGCCAGGGUGCAGGGAUCCUGGGCCAAACAGCUGCCCAAACAACCGAGACCAGCAGGUCCACACAGCCAAAGUGCCAAUCCAGUUGUAGCAUCAUGGGGAGUUCAUACAAAGAGGACCCCUGGGAAUUUUGAGUUCCAACAGCCCAUUAAGCAAGUUAGAGAGGUUCCACCAGAGAAGGUUAUUGACCAGGCAGGUGAUUAUGAGAUCAGCCAUGGGCCGUCAGGAGUGUCCAGACUGAGGCUGCUACCAGGGUUUCUUCCAGCACAAGAGGCUGACUGGAUGUUCAGUAAACUUCUUGCAGAGCUUCCCUGGUCACAAAAGACAAAUUUUAGACAAGGUGAGGCCUACUCAGAACCAAGGUUGACCUGCUGGUUUGGAGAGUUACCCUACACAUAUGCUCGCUCCACUAUGGCUGCCAAUACAAAGUGGCAUCCGUUGCUGCUGAGCCUUCGCCGAGCGGUCGCUGAGGCAAGCGGCGGAGGAGACGACUGCUUCAACUCGCUGCUCUGCAACCUCUACAGAGACGGACACGACAGCAUCGGCUGGCACAGUGAUGACGAGGCCUCGCUGGGCCGCCAGCCCGUCAUCGCUUCGAUCAGUCUGGGCGACAACAGAGUGUUCAGUCUCCGCAAAAAACCGCCGCCGGAAGAAAAUGGUGACUACACUUAUAUGGAGUGUAUUAAAAUUCCUUUGAGUCAUGGCACACUGCUUUUCAUGGAAGGUGCCACACAAGAUGAUUGGCAGCAUCAGGUGGCUAAGGAGUAUCAUGACCGUGGCCCUCGCAUCAACUUGACCUUCAGAAGAACAUUCCCUGAGCCGCAGGGCCACCGACCGGGCACUAAAUUGCGUUUUACUACUAAGCAGACAUGAAAGUCAUUAACUGGAAACCAUCAAGAAGAAAAAAUGGUACCUGAAUGGACGUUGGGACAUACUGUGGUAACAGUUGAGAAGUCUACCCAGUUUUUUCAAGUGGGUAUUUACCACACUUGCAAUAAAUUCCUGUUUUAGUUGAAACUGAUGUCGUCAAAGUGUCGGUGAUAAAUGUAUGGAAUAUGAUUGUUAAAUGGUAAAAUAAAAGGAAACCAGCACGAGAUGUCCAGUCCAUUUUGACAGUCAUGUUGGGUUGGACAUCAAGCACCGUCAAUGGUAGAGCUGGGAAUCUUUGGGCACCUAACGAUUCGAUUACAAUUCAGAUGGUCCGAUUCGAUUCUAAAACGAUUAUUGAUGCACCCCCCCCCCCCCUUUUUUUUUUUUUAAUAUUUUGUACAUUAGUUCCAAAAUUGUUCAAAAAUACUCUCAGGCUAAACCAAACUACUAUUUCAGUAUCAAGUUAACAUAUAGCAGUAAACAAAUAUACAAAAAUAACAGUAAAUAAAAAACUCCAGUCCCCAUUCUGUAUCAGCAGCUUUAAACUACAUUCAAUUAAUUUAAUGUUGUGAAUCAACCGUUAAAGUUGUUAAAAUUGCUCCCGUUAAUCCAUAAUUUCCCUUUUGUCAACUUUCGACAUGUGAAAGUUUUAAAAUUAUUUUAAAGAUAGAUUCAAGUCAAUAUUUUACCGAUUUAGGAGUAUUUUAGAUAAAAAGUUAAUUAGGUUUGCUUGGAAGGUUCGCUACAACAGCCUUGCAGAGAAGUGUACUGCUUUAAGAUGGCGGCCGUUUACUACGUGUGCAUCUAGCUUUUUGUAGAUGUGCUGCAAACGCUACCGCUACCGUAGUGCAUCUAGUCUUAUAUAAAUGAUAUCUACCGUAACAUUAUGUGGAUGACGUACUUUUGUAGCAGCUUCAGGUAUGUUGUUGUGUUUUUUUAUCUCGUGGCAUGAGUUGAGCUAGAGCCGUGAGUUGAGCAUUGGCAUUACCCGAGGGGCCGGGUAAUGAGAAGCAUGAUGUUUAGCUACUCUCGCUCCGUUGCUCAUUGACCGCGCGGCGCGCUGAGUGUGUUGUACUUCCGCUUUACUUGGCAUAUUUCAAUAAUCGGAAUAUGGAUGUUUGUGAAUCGUUCUCGAAUCUUCCACGGCCGAAUCGCGAAUAAUCUAAGAAUCGGAAAUUUUGCACACCUCUAGUCAAUGGCACUGUUCGAUGAGUAUUCACAGCUAGUCCUCCCAGUUUAAAUGAAUUGGACAUCCAUCAUUGCCAAUGGCGGGCAAUGAGUUAAAAUAGUCUAAAGCUUUCCCACCUUGAAAAACAUGAACUUAAAAACACUUAAAAAUGACCAAAUUUAGUCAGCAAAAAAGAUUAAAGCCAUGAAUUUUAAAUAAAUUGGUGAGUAAAAAUAAAUAAUGAUAACCACAUUCUAUAACCUUUAGUGUGUUUAAACCUAGUCCAAUAAAUUAUUUCCUAAAUUUUUUAACACGUUUGAGUGAAAAUUGUCCAAAUGAUAUAUAUAUAUAUUUUUUUAGCAAGUACGGUAUUGAAUAUUUGCAGCUCACAUGAAAAUAAACUCAUCACUCACAGUUUCAAUGUUUACUUAACAUCUUGGAAAAUAUCCCAAAAAAUAGUUAUUAAGCCACAUCUGUGUUCAAGGCUAAUUUUGUUAAAUAUUGUCAAAAUUCCCUGCAGUUUUACAAUGUCCAAAAAAUAAUUUCAGAACAUAAACUUAACAGUGAAGGUUUAAGGCACCCAGUGUUAUCAUUCCACACAUUAUGUACACUUUGCUUCAAAUUACAAACCAAACUGAAGAAACACGUCAAACGUACAUUAUUGCACUAUGUUGUGCCUUAGUGAACAUAGUUCACACGUUUGGCACAUCAUUCAGGUCCACUAGGCACAAACAGCAUGGCUAGAUUUAUAUGGCAUGGGAGUGAAUUUUUGAUGCAAUUGGGAUAUGAGUCACUGCAACGUUGAUUUAAAAAAAAAAAAAAAAAAAAGCCAGUCUGAAAACUGGGUCAGAAUCAGGACUCUUGACACACAUUAACAUAACCUCCCAUUAAUUAGCUGAAAAGACAACACACAUAACAUUCAGCAGUUUUAAGUCAAACCUAAUAAACGCAACUGUCUAUAAAUGAGAGAACAUGUCUAGUUACAGUAUUCCUUUCAAAUUUGCAGUUCACUAUUCAACAAUUUGAGUGUUUUACUAUAUGCUGAAAAACUUAUUUGCAGCUUUUGUGCUCUUUCUCUACUGACCCAAGAUGCAGCCAAUGCCAUGUUGAAAUGAGAAGGUAGCAGUUUGCUCUAAAUUAAGUAUGUCAAAGUAACACUGAGUUUUGCAUGUAAGGGAAUUUAGUGGACGUUCACCACAUUCACUGUACAUGCAAAUGAUGUGUAAACCAUUAACUUCAAGGUUUAAGUUGUAAAAUGGGUUUAUAAUGAUAAUUCUAGAAGAGUGAACUGGAAAUACGAUGAAUACUGCAGCUGCAGAUGUGUUUUGGAUUGACUAUGAUAAUUUAGAAAUGUAAAGUAAAAAAAAACUUUUUAAACAAGUUACCAAAAAAAACACACAUGGAGCAAAAUAAAUUUUAGACAAUGUUUUUGACGAAUUUGACGAUCAAUAUAACAAUGCUAUUGAUGUUCGAUGGACGUCCAAGGCAUUUGGACUAGGGGUCGCUGCUAGCCCUCUGUCUAAAUGUAUUGGACGUCCAUCGCCAUCAAUGGCAGCCAAUUAGUUAAAGGCCAACUCCCACAUUAGACGAGGCAAGUAUUGCACAUUUCAAGACAUUCAGCAUAGUGCAAUUCAAUCGACGUGCUCUAUCCUGGCUCAGGUCCACCGGUACCAAAGGUGUUGUUAGACGUGACAAAGGACGACGUGACUGUGCCAUCCUCUGACGCGGCCCCUCCGCUGUGUUUGGUUUUGAAGUAAAUGACGUAAAACAAGGGCAGGACAAUUCCUAUAAGCAGCAUGGCCACCACGGCGUUCCACCACUGGAUGCCCCAGUCUGCUCCCUGGCCCUUGUGUCCUUUGAGGGUGGACCCUUUGGGUCCAACGUCCAACAGGUCCACGUCGCAGUCAUCUGUGGGAGGGAUCAGCUUCUCCGUGUCGUUGUCCACUUCAAUGAGGAAGUCCAUAACUUGUUUUCUAUGCGGCUGUACCUUGACUGGUGUUUCCUCUAAGGAGUCACUCAUAUCUGUGAUUGAUUCCAUUAAAAAGCUGUGCUUCGGAACUGGAAUUUUGAUGCUUUUCAGUGCAAAUAAAUCCUGCUCCUGUAUAAGGUUGUUCGCUCGCUUUAUGUCUGCCACCUGUUUGAGGAAAGUAGCAUGUCGUAUUUAUACUCCGUACUGAAUCAACACUCAAGCAUUUAAUAUUUAAACAAUUGAAGGAAACAAAAAUUGAAUUAAGUUGCAUGCUCAUUAAUUGAAAUUGACUCAAAUUGUGAAGUUACUGAGAGUAGGCCUGGCGAGUGUCUUGUAAAGUCAAGGCUGCAUUAGGGAUGUCCUGAUCCGAUCACGUGAUCGGAAAUCGGGCCAAUCGCGCCAUUUUUCAGUGGCUCGGAAUCUGGUGAAAAGGAUCGGGUUUUCAAUUAAAAAAUGUUAUUCUGCUUCAUGCUUGUACAACCUCUCACUCUCUCUCCUGCGGUUUUUCUUGGUCAGCAGUGCCCUGGAGUUAAAGUUAACGAUGACUGACAGGUUUGUAGCUUUGAUCUGGCCAGAGAAGCUUGGUAGCUCUAUGUUCAAAGGUGCAAAUGUGUCAUUGUUCAGCUUGUUAAACACUUACGGUACUAUGCUGCGGCAACUCAUUAUUUAAGUGACAAGCUGUUCUCAGUAGCCUGAGCGAAUUUGAGUGGAUUCAUUCAAUAAAGACAAGCAUUCCUGAUGUUGUUCUUAUCUAAAAAUACCAUUAUUAUGGCGGCACGGUGUGACUAACAUGUUUGUGUGAGACUUUUUUUCCCCUUUCUGGUAUCGGAUCGGGACUGUAUCGGCAGAAUCUCAAAAUCAGGUGACUCAGAUGCAAAAAUAUGCGAUCGGGACAUCCCUAAUCUGCAUCAAUGUCAGAGUUUGUAUCAUACUGUUUUCUAAAGUGUGUUGCUGUUUAAGUCAGUAUUGUAAAAGAUAAAAAAUGCAAAGAAACCAUUGCUUAAAAUGCAACUGUGGCAACAAAUUGACCAGAUUUUAGUGAAAAGGGCAAUUUGACACAGCUUUAUAACAAUCACUUUUCCCACCUUACAUCCGUAUUGCAAAGCCAGCUUGUUGAGAUUGUCGUCGUCCAGUAAGUCCCGUUCCAAAAAGUGGAAAUUAGCCAUCCUGUCCUGCUCUGUCUCUUGGAGUAUCCUAGGUCUCAUUUCCAUCAGACCGAGCUCCUCCUCGUCAUCUGACGAUGCAGCCGUGCCAUUGGCUUUCCUCUUGAACAUGUACACCUGGCCAUCUGCACUGGCGUGGACAUCCACCGGUGCUUGGAAUGCGUGCGGCACAUGCUCGACGCGUCGCAUCUUUUAACACUGGUCUGGAAGCACAAUUCCAACAAGAAACCAAAAUAAAGUUACGUUAAAAAAAACAAAGGCAGUCCUAGGAUGAAGACGGUAUAAUGUCUUGUCCCUGAAAUUAGUAACUUUCAUCAGCACAAUCGACACAUGCUGGCAUUGAUCUUGUGGCCCAGUGGUGUGGUAUCAGCAGAAUAACUGGAG